AUGACGACAGCUGGGUCGAGGGCCCCAGGGUCGACUGUCAUCAACUGGGGAUGCGAUGCUGCUGCAGCGACCCCCCCGAGACAUUGGCUUUCCCCCAGGCGGAGAGCCGGAGCCCACACCCCGACACCCCGACUCUUCUCCAUCUCUCGCUCGCCCUCUCGUCCUCUCUUAUCCCUCUCCACGCUCCACGCCCCCGGCGCCGGCGCCUCCAGUGCUUCUGGACGCGCCAAGAGGGGUGGACGGGCGAACCUCCAGCGCUCGAGUGGGGACGGUGCGCUCCAGCUUGCCCCUUCGCUCGCCCGCUUCGCCGCUCGACGGUGA
Molecule: messenger RNA, 321 nt
Organism: Ilyonectria robusta
Lineage: Eukaryota; Fungi; Ascomycota; Sordariomycetes; Hypocreales; Nectriaceae
Exons: 1
Coding region: 1-321 (106 amino acids)
Source: RefSeq, a predicted model, not a curated record